UUGGCCGCUUGCAGCGUAACCGUCACAUGGCCGGACCGAGUCCGCGGCGGCUAUUUAAGGAGAGGCAGUGCGCGUUCAGCACCACUUCGCUGUCCACCGACCAGAGGAGCGCACACUGACGCACCGACGCCACGACCCACUCACUGCGGCUCAAACUUUCCCCCCGCGCUCAGCAACAGGUUUGCAGCCAUGCCGAGGUCUUUUCUCGUGGAUUCCUUGAUUUUGAGGGAGGCCAACGAUAAAGGGAAUGAGAGCAGCACGCCUCUAUUUCCGUACGCGGUGCACACGCCGCACCACCCGCACGGGCUGCCGGGCUCCUGCCACUCCCGGAAGGCCGGGCUGCUGUGCUUCUGCCCGCUGUGCAUGGCCGCGUCCCAGCUCCACCCGUCCCCGCCCGCGCUGCCGCUGCUCAAGGCCUCGUUCCCCCCCUUCAGCUCGCAGUACUGCCACUCCGCGCUGUCCAGGCAGCACUCCUCAUCCAACAGCGUCAACCUCAGCCACGGACCGGGGAUAUACCAAGCCGCCUAUUCGGUUCCAGACCCCCGCCAGUUCCACUGCAUCUCCAUCGAAAACAGCAACGGAAAACUUCAGAGCAGCAAGCGCAUGCGCACCGCCUUCACCAGCACGCAACUUUUGGAACUGGAGAGAGAGUUUACCUCCAACAUGUACCUCUCCAGACUGAGGCGAAUCGAGAUCGCGACGUACCUGAACUUGUCUGAGAAGCAGGUGAAAAUCUGGUUCCAGAAUCGCAGAGUGAAGCACAAAAAGGAGGGCAAGAGCAGCGGCCCACGGACUGGAUCACAUAACUGCAAAUGCUCGUCCCUGUCAGCCGCCAGAUGCUCGGAGGAAGAAGACGACGACAUUCCCAUCUCUCCCUCCUCGUCCGUAAAGGAGGACGUGGACCUGUCCGUGUCCCCGUGAACUGCACUGAACUCUGAAAGAUUGUGCUUUUCAUGAUUUUGAAAACAGCCAAAAGAAGGAAGAAAGAAAGAAAAAAAGAAGACUGUUCUCUCGGCCUCGUCGUUUGUACAUAGACAGAUCAUAUUUAACCAGGGAGCUGCCCUGAAUGAUUGUAUAGCUGUAUACCUGUUGUACGUUUUGUAUGUAGUUUUUUUCUGAAAACAGUCCGUUGUUGUUGCUAAUCAAGUGAGCAUGUUUUGAAGACAAGCCAAAAGGAAUAGCAACAAUGUUUAAAAGUAUUUUGGGGAAGAUAGUAUUUUGUACUAUACGUGAUGAGUACCAUGCUGUGUGGAUGGGACUGUCUCUUAAAAUAUGUCAAGCUGGAGAGAUUCCUCCACUGUCACAUGGCUGAGACUAUUCUGAAAUUAUAUCUUCAGUGUAAUUGAAAAAAUAUUUAUUUAUUUAAAAAUGUUGAUACUUAAAUAAAAGAUAUUUCU
Messenger RNA from Menidia menidia (Atlantic silverside), 1397 nucleotides. Lineage: Eukaryota; Metazoa; Chordata; Actinopteri; Atheriniformes; Atherinopsidae. The record is from the annotation of a GenBank genome assembly.